GGGGUCAGGGGGGUUCAGGGGGAGGGCAAGGGGUGGGCGAGGGUGACCGGGCGCGGUGGGAAGAGCGUGGAGUCCCGCCCCUACCUUUCUCUUGGAUCUCUGACCUCAGGGCGCCCCCGCACACCCAUCCUACAGCCGUAGGCUGCAUUCUGGGUUCAAACUGGGUCCAGCCCCUAUCCAAGAUCCUGGGCCAGGUCAGAGUAGUGGCAGGUGUGGCUCUGGCAGGGGGGUGGUAAAUGUCAAGAACAGACAGGACCAUUCUGUGGUCCUUUGGGAAGCCCACCCAGGGAGUGAGUCAUCACUGGGCACUUUAGGAGUAAAAGGACACAGAGAAUUAGCAGCAGGGACUGAGAGGCAGAAAUGGCCAUGAUUCAGGGAAGGGACAGAGGUUCUGUGAGGGAUGGAAACUCAGCAAGGGCAUGGGAGUGGGAAGUGAAGAGACAAGGGGUGUGUAUAGAUUCCCUCCCUCCCCUUCCUGAAGUUUACUUACAUUUUCUUGGGGAAAGACCCAGAUCUUGACAUUCUACAACCAGAAGAUGGGAGUCUAGCUCACUGUCAGGUCACUUAAGGUGUUGUGGGGGCAAGGGGGAGGUUCAGCAUGUUGGGGGAUAGGAAUUAGGUUCAUCUAAUUGGUGGGAAUAUGCUUCUCCUCUCCCCCCACUCCCCUCCUUUCUCUCCCUCCACUCCCCUCAUUUCCCCUUACCUCCACCAGACCAGUGACCAGCCAGUACAAGAAAAUGGUCCUUUACUCAUUGUCAUGGGCUGCGCCCCACCUUAUCCUGGUUCCCAAUUCAAUCAUUAGAGAUCCCCUGCCAGAAACUUGCUUUGUGAAUGGUGGCUCCUCAGAAAGAGGACCUCCGUUUCCCCAUCUGUGCAAGAAGUGGGUUGGUCGGUUGAUUUUUCAGGGCUCUUUCAACUCUAUAGUUCUUGAUUGUAAGGUUUCCUUAAAGCCUGAGCAUCAGCUAUGUGCCCUGACUUAGGCUGGGGUGGGGGUGGGGCAACAAUGGCCAAAGGGCAGCUUCCACCUGAGGAGAAAGGCUUCUGGGUUUAGUAGAGAGGGCUGUGGGAGGAGGUAGCAUUCAACCUGGUCAUGUGUAGUCAGAGAGACCAGUGGAAGAAAAACAUGGGGGCAGGAGGGUGGGGGAUCAGGAAACAGCCCUGGGUGGCUGGUGGAGGGAAGUGGGCAGGAAAGGUGGGGUGAGAUGAUGAAUGCUCAGGUGGUAGUCUAUUGGUAACUGUCAGUAAAGGGGGCUGUGCAAAGGAGGAGAACCAGGAACCCCACCUAAUUGCAGUAGGAAUGAUUUUUGGAAGCACCUGCCACAAGCAGAGUUUAGAAUGCAGGUGGCAUGUGAAGGGUGGAAAUCUCCUCUGGGAUCAGGAAGUUCAGGAGCCACACUGGGGACUUCUUUGGGUAGAAGUCAAGGAUAAGGAAAUGGGUGAGAUGACUUUCCACAUCUUCAAGGGGUUUUUUCAAGAGGACAAGAUCCUGCUGGGAGAUCUGCCCCUCCUGUCCAUACCACCUGUCAUUUUCUUGACCAUCCCCAUCCUGGCCUGCCUGUUAUGGGUCCAAGAAAGAAUCCUUGUUCUAAAUUUCUCCACUAGCCUGACUUGUUGCCUAACCUGAUACCUCCCCCAAUUGUCACCUUGUUCCUGUCCUCAUUCCUCCAUUCUUCCCAGCAUUAUUAGAGACGUGAGACAGGAAGGUGCUUCAUAUCAGCUCUGAGGUUAAGGCGAGGCUUUGUUUGUGGCUGUGUUCAGCCUCAGUCUAGGGCUAGAGUCAGGACUCAAAUUGACCAGGGUCAGGGCCAGGUCAGAGGUCAGCCCGGAGCCACAGCUCAGUGCUUAGCUUACACUUAGGCUUAGCCCUCAGUCUGUGGCUAAAUUCCAUUCUCAGCAGGUACCUGGGUCUGAUUUUCCCAAGAGCUCACACAUGCACAGCGUAGGUGAGGUGACUACCACACCAGUCCCAGAAACCUAGUCUGUAUCUGAGUGACCCAGGAUGUUGCAUGGGUGAGACUCAUGCCUGCUACGGGGAUCACCCAGCCAUGGAAAAGCUGAGACUAGAACCCAGGACCCCUGUCUGCCUCCAAGCCUGCUGUUCCAAACUCUGUUCUGAGUCUGGGAUGCCUCCAUUUAAGAGGCAAAACAAAUUUGUCUGAAUUCUAGAUAGGCCCAGCUGGGUAGAUCUGACUAUAUUCCCCUACUUUCCAGUGCCAGGCACAUAGUAGGUGCUCACCGAGCUUGUACUGUCAGGUGCAGGAGGAGCCGGCAGCUUGUUCAGUUUUGGGUCUGGAGGAGGCUGGCUUGGUAGGGAGGGAUCUCUAGCCACUGUUGGAGGAAGUGGUACCCAUCUGGACCUGCCACCUCCCCCUCUCCUCUAGUGCCUGCAGCCACACUCAGAGGCCACCAGCUGGCCACAUGAGGUCCCUUUCCUCUUUCGGAGGUAAUAAAAGGAAAGUACAUUUUUGGUAGAAAAGUCCCUCCCGCUCCCUGGGAAUCCCCGGUGGCCGGAUGGACUCGGGAUAUCCCAGAGGAAGCUGAAGGCGGGGCCUUGCUCCCUACCCCAACCCCCAGCACAAUACAGCCAGCCUCUCCCACGCUGCACCACCUGGUCCACAGGGCACCCCUGAGGUCAUCUCAUCCAGGCCCCUGCCUCCUGGAGGGCCUGCAGGAAGCCUCUGCCACCUCUCUAAUAGUCAACAGGCAGCCACAGGUCCUGCCCCUGGACACCUUGCCCUCAGCCCCGCCUGGCCAUGGCACUGUGCCUGAAGCAGGUGUUCGCCAAGGACAAGACAUUCCGGCCUCGGAAGCGCUUCGAACCAGGCACACAGCGCUUCGAGCUGUACAAGAAGGCACAGGCAUCACUCAAGUCAGGCCUGGACCUGCGCACUGUGGUGAGGCUGCCACCAGGAGAGAACAUCGACGACUGGAUCGCCGUGCACGUGGUAGACUUCUUCAAUCGCAUCAACCUCAUCUAUGGCACCAUGGCUGAGCGCUGCAGUGAGACUAGCUGCCCGGUCAUGGCCGGAGGGCCCCGCUAUGAGUACCGCUGGCAGGACGAGCGCCAGUAUAGGCGGCCUGCCAAGCUCUCAGCGCCGCGCUACAUGGCCUUGCUCAUGGACUGGAUUGAGGGCCUCAUCAAUGACGAGGACGUCUUUCCCACUCGUGUUGGAGUUCCCUUCCCCAAGAACUUCCAGCAGGUCUGCACCAAGAUCCUGACCCGCCUCUUCCGUGUCUUUGUCCACGUCUACAUUCACCACUUUGACAGCAUCCUCAGCAUGGGGGCUGAGGCACAUGUCAACACCUGCUAUAAACACUUCUACUAUUUCAUCCGCGAGUUCAGCCUGGUGGACCAGCGGGAGCUAGAGCCACUGAGGGAGAUGACAGAGCGGAUCUGUCACUGAACCCAGGUCUGGAGUUGUUGACUGUCAGAUGGACCAUGUGAACACAGAGUGUCUGGAGAGAGAACCCUCAGUAGUCUGGUAGCAGAGAAAUCUGAAGUGCCUGGGACUCUUCCACACACACAAAGCCCCUGAACUUGUGGUUCUCAGGAGUCUGCCCACAUGCCCCUUGACUGCUUAUGAA
Panthera uncia (snow leopard) is the source of this 3585-nucleotide messenger RNA. It is a transcript of the gene MOB3C, whose product is annotated as MOB kinase activator 3C. Gene Ontology annotation, molecular function: protein kinase activator activity. The record is from RefSeq and is a predicted model, not a curated record. Gene Ontology annotation, cellular component: nucleus; cytoplasm. The coding region runs from base 2754 to 3404 and encodes 216 amino acids. The transcript has 4 exons. Gene Ontology annotation, biological process: positive regulation of protein phosphorylation; signal transduction. Lineage: Eukaryota; Metazoa; Chordata; Mammalia; Carnivora; Felidae.